Penicillium robsamsonii is the source of this 261-nucleotide messenger RNA. RefSeq lists its product as uncharacterized. The coding region runs from base 1 to 261 and encodes 86 amino acids. The transcript has a single exon. The record is from RefSeq and is a predicted model, not a curated record. NCBI's taxonomy places the organism in Eukaryota, Fungi, Ascomycota, Eurotiomycetes, Eurotiales, Aspergillaceae.
AUGGCCAAGCUUGACCAGGAGUUGGAGCACGAAACUGCUCGAGUGGUCAAGCUUGUGCAACAGAGCGACGGCCAUGAAAGGGCCAGCAAGAGACUACAAGAGAAGUACGCUAAGUUACAGUGUACGGUUGAGACUGUUCCGAGGGAGAAGGCGGAUCUUGAGGAGGUCGAGGGGUGGGAGCAAGCACUGCAUGAGCUCGCGGGCUCAAACGAACAGUCGCAGCAAGAGGUGCGUAAGUUAGAUAAUCGCGUGCAAAAUUAG